AUGGACAAGCAAUUAAUGUUCUCAGAAUGUAUUCGUAUCCUCCAAAUAACACCAUUACGUAGAAGUCCUGAGGAGUUGAAUCUGUUACUGAAUUUUGCAAGGACUAUCACAUUUUUCAGAGAAUUAGGGGAACAGUCGGUAGAGAUGCUGCAACGAUGCAUAUUGGUUCUCUCCUAUCGGACAAUAAAAGGCGGAGAGGUACUCUUCAAAGUGGGCGACGCUGGGAGUUUGUUUUACGUGAUCCUGCGAGGUUCGGUAAGUGUAAACAUCAGAUUGCCAAACCCUGAAGAUCCUCAACUAUUUGAACUGAAGGAAGUGAACACUCUACGAGCAGGGAUCGGUUUUGGAGAGUUGGCAUUGAUAAAUGACUCUAAAAGGACAGCUACCAUUAUUGCUAAGGAAGAUUGUGUAUUUGCAGUAAUGGAGAAACACCAUUACAAAUAAAUAUUAGGUGCUUAGGAAAUGGCUAAGAUAUAGAAUAAGAUCUCCUUCUUAUGCUCGUUCCCAUUCUUUAGUUCUUGGUCCUUCAGAGAGAUCAAAACUAUAAGCUACCAUUUUGAACCUGUCUCUGUAACUCUGAAUCAAGCAAUAAUCAAGUAGAAUGAAUAUUGCAAUCAUUUUUAUGUUGUUAGGGAAGGAGAGUUUUAAGUACAAUUCAUCCAUAAAAAUAAGUUAUUUUGUAUUUGCACUCUUGGUCCAGGUGAAUCUUUUGGAGAAGAAGCCUUCCUCAAUAAAGAUGGGCAAUUCCUCAUCAAGUCCUCCAUUUUCAUCCAAUGGGCCAAGACCAAGUACAAUAUUGUGUGUAAGAGUGAAACUGGAAUCGCUUACAAAAUCACCAGAGAAGACAUCCAGAAGUAAACCUUUAUAUUUAGAUAGAGACGAUUCUGGGAUAGCAAGACCUAGGUUGUGUUUUUACAUUUGCUUUCAUCGAUCCAUCACUUCAGAACCAUAAAGGCCAAUCAUUUGAUUAAGGAAUAUGAAGAGAAGAGACAAAAGGAAGAGGAAGAAAUGAAUUUCAUUCAUCCUGGAAUGAAGAGAAGCUUUGUUCAGAAAUACAACUUAUUAUCUUAAAGAAAUACGAGCAGUGAGAUAGAGAAGGAUGAAUAAUAUGAUUAAUUCAAAUUAUAAGAGAAACAAGCCAUUGUAUAAUUUACCAAAUUGAUGAAGGAUAGAAAUUGCUCUUAUGCUCAAGUGAGAACCUUUUUUGAUCAACGCAAAUUCAAAUCCUAAAACUACUUUAAUAAACGCUUUUACCAUAGAUAAUUCUUUAGAUUUUCUAAUAAAAUUGAUGAUAAAAUUAAACAUGAUCCUGAUCAUAAUAAAUUAACACAUGAUCAUGAAAUCGAUGGAUUACUCACCUAUUGUACAAAUCAAUAGAAUUUGGGAUGCAAUAACAAUUCGCAUCACUACCCUCUCACCCAAGUCUUGAGCAGUCCCACUACUGUAGAUAAAUUCAUCAAGAGAAUCAAGAGCAAGGUACAAAUACAAGUGAAAAACGAGGAAAACAAUACCUUUUUUAACAUUCGUACUCACAGUCCUACCUCGCAUAGAAGUAUCAAUAGCAGAAGACUGAAAACUUAUGUUGAUUGA
Messenger RNA from Paramecium tetraurelia, 1590 nucleotides. RefSeq lists its product as uncharacterized. The record is from RefSeq and is a predicted model, not a curated record. The transcript has 3 exons. Lineage: Eukaryota; Ciliophora; Oligohymenophorea; Peniculida; Parameciidae.